This is a messenger RNA of Beauveria bassiana ARSEF 2860, 804 nucleotides long. RefSeq names its product protein kinase DC2. Bases 1 to 804 code for a protein of 267 amino acids. Gene Ontology annotation, cellular component: cAMP-dependent protein kinase complex; nucleus. The record is from RefSeq and is a predicted model, not a curated record. The transcript is spliced from 2 exons. Gene Ontology annotation, biological process: peptidyl-serine phosphorylation. Lineage: Eukaryota; Fungi; Ascomycota; Sordariomycetes; Hypocreales; Cordycipitaceae. Gene Ontology annotation, molecular function: cAMP-dependent protein kinase activity; ATP binding.
AUGGCGUCAUCUUCUGUUGCGCAGCCUGCUGGUUAUGGCAUGGCGGCUGCGGAGCCUAACAUGUCGGCUCCCGGUAGCAGCAUUGUGCAGCCGCAACCGCCAGUGCGCGAUUUCAAACUGUCUAAUUUCAAGCUCGUCAGAACGCUCGGCACAGGCACCUUUGCGCGAGUCUGCCUUGUCCGGCCGGCCAGCGCGACGGAGGCGCUUGACCGGCAAGAUGAUUCCGAGGUGUAUGCGCUGAAAAUUCUUCGAAAGACAGAGGUUAUCAGACUGAAGCAGAUUGAUCAUGUGCGCCAUGAACGUGCAGUGCUUGCCGAUGUCGCCGGCCACCCUUUCAUCACGAACCUGAUUGCAUCCUUUGCCGACGCCGACUCACUAUACAUGCUCCUCGACUAUGUACCCGGCGGCGAGCUUUUUAGUUAUCUCAGGAAGUUUCGUCGCUUUGACGAACCAGUUGCCCGAUUUUACGCCGCGGAGAUUGUUCUGGUGCUCGAAUUCCUCCACGAGCAGCAGGGCGGCGUGGCUUACAGGGACCUCAAGCCUGAGAAUCUGCUUCUUGAUAAGGACGGUCAUAUCAAACUCGUCGAUUUCGGCUUCGCCAAAAGGCUUGGACAUCACGAUGACCGACCUGUAGAGACGUACACGCUUUGCGGGACUCCAGAAUACUUGGCACCAGAGGUAAUACAUAACCAGGGCCACACUACAGCCGUAGACUGGUGGGCGCUUGGCAUACUACUUUACGAGUUUCUCACAGGCUACCCUCCAUUUUGGCACCAAAAUCCGCUAGAGAUUUACAAACAGUGA